This is a messenger RNA of Hyaloscypha bicolor E, 1598 nucleotides long. Its product is annotated as kynureninase. NCBI's taxonomy places the organism in Eukaryota, Fungi, Ascomycota, Leotiomycetes, Helotiales, Hyaloscyphaceae. The transcript is spliced from 3 exons. Bases 26 to 1441 code for a protein of 471 amino acids. Gene Ontology annotation, cellular component: cytoplasm. The record is from RefSeq and is a predicted model, not a curated record. Gene Ontology annotation, biological process: NAD+ biosynthetic process. Gene Ontology annotation, molecular function: kynureninase activity; pyridoxal phosphate binding.
UCAUUUUCAAGAAUCACUGCUUAUCAUGGGUUCAAUCGGAACAGAAGACCUUCAGCGAACUGAGAAGCCGACUUUCCCAGGUGAAGCAAAUACUUUAGAAUACGCAAAAUCACUUGAUUCAAAAGAUCACUUGCGUUUAUUCCGCCAACAAUUCAAGAUUCCUUCAAAGCCAAACAUCAAAGCAACGAAACUCGUCAAGCAAGAACAAUCCGAUGACCCAUGCAUUUAUUUCUGUGGUAACUCUUUGGGCCUCCAACCUCGAGCAGUACCAGAAUUCAUCCAAACCCAGCUCGACACCUGGUCAACGAUUGGUGUGCACGGUCACUUUCGCCAGCUAGAAGACUCCCCCCUUUCCCAAUGGCAACUACUAGCCGAGCACGCCGCUGCAAGAUGCGCACCCAUUGUUGGUGCUGCCACCUCAGAAGUAGCAAUCAUGGGCACCCUCACCAUGAAUUUGCAUCUUCUUAUGGCUAGUUUCUAUCUUCCAACCGCAACCAAAAACAAGAUCAUUCUGGACUGGAAAGCGUUCCCCAGUGAUCACUUUGCCAUCGAGUCUCAGAUUCGAGGCCACGGGUAUAAUCCUGAUGACGCAAUGACCGUGAUUGGGCCGGAGGAAGGAGAGUACGAGGUCUCAACUGAGAGCAUUUUGAAAGUCAUCGAUGAGCACGCUUCUACCGCCGCCUUGAUUCUCCUCCCUGGAAUCCAGUAUUACACUGGACAACUUUUUGACAUCAAGACGGUCACUGCAUAUGCACAAUCUAAGGGUUUGAUUGUAGGAUGGGAUCUCGCCCACGCAGCGGGAAAUGUACCACUGCAACUCCACGACUGGAACGUCGAUUUUGCAGCUUGGUGUACAUACAAAUACAUGAACGCAGGCCCCGGCUCAAUCGCAGGGCUCUACGUCCACGAACGACACGGCACCGUCGAUUAUUCUCAAGAUGCACAGAAGCCCGUGUUCAGACAUCGGUUGAGUGGGUGGUAUGGUGGUGAUCAGGCGGGACGGAUGAACAUGGAUAACCAUUUCCGACCCAGUCCAGGGGCAUCAGGAUACCAAGUCUCCAACCCCUCAGUAAUCGACCUUGCCUCCCUCUGCGGCGCCCUCUCCGUCUUCAACCAAACAUCCAUGUCCUCCCUCCGCCUCAAAUCCGUCUCCAUAACCGCCUACCUCGAAUUCCUCCUCCUAUUUAACACCGACGCCCCUACCCGCGCCUUCCGCAUCAUCACUCCCAGCAACCAUGAAGCGAGGGGUACGCAGUUGAGUGUUCUCUUAAAACCAGGGAGAUUAGAGAUCUUGAUGGAGAUGUUGGAUGAGGCGGGCAUUGUGGUGGAUAAGAGGAAGCCGAAUGUGAUACGUGUGACGCCUGUUCCGUUGUAUAAUACGUAUGAGGAGGUUUGGAGGUUUGUACAGAUUUUUAAGAAGGCGUUGGAGAGGUGUGAAUGAUUAAGUGUGUGGGAUAGAUAUAGAUGGUAUAUAAUCAAGAUACAGAUCUGAAUUUUUUCGAGCCUUGGAGGCCAAUCCUUGACUAUUGGGGAUUACUUGAACAGGCAAGGAUAUUACAGAAAAUAAAGUUCAUUGUUCCUACACAGGCACAUUCGUG